UUCAGAAAAUAGGAACAAGAGAAGAGAAAUUACGAAGUUCCAUUUUGUGUUCAUUAUAAAUACAGAAGCAAGAAAGGAAUACAAAGGAAGACGAGGAGAGUGAUGAAUCCAACUGAUCCACCACGGGCCAUGGAUUGUUCAAUAAUCCCAGUAUUUCAGGGGAUGUAUCAAUCUUAGAUGUAAAUGAUGAGAGAAUGUUGUGUCAGAUGGGAAGAGGAAAAAAAAAAAAGAAGCAGAGUUCUGCUCCUCGUCCUGCAUGUUCUUGGGUAUAUUUUAGGCUACAAAGGCUGCAUCUGAUGCUUGGAAGUUGAUGAGCACCGAGGAGAAAGAAAAUACACUCGACGAGCUUGUGAAGUGGAUAAUUACUUGAGCACAGCUCCGGCUCGUAUCCCUAAGCCGAGGAAGCAGACUAAAUAGUCACAAGGUGCUCUCCUGGCCGCUUAUUCAAUGUGCUACAACGCCUCACACCUGAGCAAAAAGCUGCAGUGAAGAGCGUGGGAUUUGGUAGUCUACUUGGUUUGAGAUGUCGCACCCUGCGAUGCAGUUUAUGUCUUUGGUUGUUGGAGAGGUUUAACACUGCACGGUGCAGCUUGGAGAUAUGUGGGGAGCGCAUUCCUUUAUCCCCUAGAGAUGUAGAGCAUGUGAUGGGACUGGCAGCUUGUGGGAAGGAUGUAGUAAAUUCAGGUUCUGAUGACUUGAUAGCAGACUUGCGUCAAAGUUAUAAUGCUACUAACCGUGGGAUUUCAGUGCGGCUUCUUGAAGAACGGUUGGCUGCUCCAGAAGCAGGAGACAAUUUUAAGAGAUCAUUUAUCCUUUAUGCAUUGGGUACACUUUUAUCCCCAACAGCAAGACUGGAUGUUAGCCCAUCAUUCCUCCAUUUUUUAAUUAAUAUGGAUGUUGUGCACCAGUAUAAUUGGGGAAAGUUCUUGCUUGACCGGCUUGUUCGGGAGGUAUCUCGCUUUCGUCAAGGGAACCAGCGGGCUGUUGGUGGAUGCCGUCUUUUUCUCCACCUGUUCUAUUAUGAGAGCAUCUCAAUUGAGGGAGCUGGAUCUUCUACACCAAUUGCUGUUCCAUGCCUAUCUUCAUGGGGAGGAGAGAUAUCUGAAAGAGAAAAACGAGAAAGAGAACUCGGUGGUUAUGGGUGCGGAGAGGUGAUUAGCAAGGAGGAUAAUCAUGAUAUGGAAUCGCUAGAAUAUAGAAUCCAAGUGAAAGGCCUAUCGGGGGGAAAAAUGAGCACAGGAGUUCCCAUCUUUGAGCAGGAGAGGACUCAGGCUGAUGAAGAACAAAUGAACGGGGAUUUCAGCAUGGAGGAGGUAUGUGUGGCGAAUUUCGCAAGGAGUAAAGGCGUUGAGUGUGGCGACGUGGAUGUAAUUGUUGAACCCAAUAGAAGACCGUGCGGUAACAAAGAAUAUGGCUGCAGUGAAAUCGUGGAUUACGUUAGGAAAAAUGAUCAUGAAGAAAACUGCACGUUUGCACCGUGCGCUUGCCCACUUCUGAAUUGCAAUUUCAUUGGCUCGUCCGAACAAUUGUCACUUCACUUUGGUAACAAACACUGGGAUUCCGGUAGACGUUUUGGGUACGACAUCCCCUUUCCCAUAUCCUUGGGGAUGAACGAACGGUUCCUUGUUCUGCAAGCCGAAGAGGACGGUAUUCUCUUCGUCCUCAACUCAAGUGUCAAAAGCAUUGGGAAUAUAGUGACGAUAACUUGUGUUGCCCCAAGCUCAUCAAAGUUGCAUUUUUUGUAUGAUAUUGUAUGUGGAAAAGGAAUAAGCUCUCUUAGAUUAAAGUCGUCGACCGAUAACUUUCUGGGACGAGUCAAGGGUUUUCCGCCUAUGGAUUUCCUUCUAAUCCCUUUCCGAUUCCUCGGUCCCUCGGGGGAGACCAGUUUAGAGGUUUGCAUAUGGAGCUCUGCAGAACUUGGUUCAGAUUGCUCUUGCUCAAUUUAG
Hibiscus syriacus is the source of this 1946-nucleotide messenger RNA. RefSeq names its product E3 ubiquitin-protein ligase SINA-like 8. The record is from RefSeq and is a predicted model, not a curated record. Gene Ontology annotation, molecular function: zinc ion binding. NCBI's taxonomy places the organism in Eukaryota, Viridiplantae, Streptophyta, Magnoliopsida, Malvales, Malvaceae. Bases 645 to 1946 code for a protein of 433 amino acids. The transcript is spliced from 8 exons.